UCGCGAUAGUGUUUUCAAAAUGGCAGCCAAGGGAAGUAUGUGUAUGAGUAACCGAUUAUCAUAAACGUAAGAAUCUGAAAAUAGAAAGAUGGCCGAAGCUCCACAAGAAGGCUCUAAACUACCAGAUCUCUUUGAGGAAAUCUGGAAAAUCUUCAUCUUUGUUGACACUUGUGACGAACCGCUUGCAGACGACAAAGUCCAGGAUAAAAUAUAUUUUGGUGUGCAGAAAUGUGAGAAAGCUGUGCAUAUGACAAAUGAACUGUCCCUCUUCAGCGACAAUGAAAGCCUUGAUGAAGUAGCAUCUUCUGAACUGAAAUACAUGCUGUUGCCAGCCCUAUUGGGUUUCUUCACAUAUCAGACAACUAGAGCAGAAAGACUUCCACUCGUCAAGAAGGCUCGGCUGUUCUUCACUGACUACUUAAAACUUUGUAAGAACUAUGAAGUGACUGACAUUGAUGUGGGGUCUGUCGAUGAAGAUGGGGAAGAUGCUGCCACAGCAAUGGGUCUUGCAGCACCAAGAGGCAUGGACCUGAGGGUGAUGGCGAGCACACGGCAGUCAAAGAUCGAGCAGUUCCGGAAGAAGAAGGAGAUGGAGAAGAGAAUGAAAGAGCUGCAUGAGUUAAUGGAGAAGGAGUCUGUAGAAGAAGAAGUCAAGAGAGAAUACUACACUACUAUGUUGAAGCAGUGGGUGUCUCGCAGUGUGGAAGAGAUAGACAGUAUUAACACGGAAAUUCCUAUAUUAGAACACAUGGCAAGGAUGAAGGCAGAACAGAAGAAACAUCCAAAUGAACACAAGAAUGAACAUCCUCAGAAGAAACAAGUUAAACCUGUCCGUCCAUUCAUAUUGACCAAAGACAUGGUGCAGAAACAGGUGUUUGGUGCCGGCUAUGCAGCAGUGCCUACAUACACCAUUGAAGAGUUCUACGAGCAGAAGCUCGCUGAUGGCACAUUCCAUCCUCCAACAUCUGGGAUGGGGAACAUGAGUCUUCAGGACCGGGCAGCUGAUCCUGAUGCUGCUUCUGUAGAGGAAGAGAAGUACAUGGCAGAAGAAGAACGGAAGGUGGAGACAGAUGACCCUGAAGAGCUACAGAGGAAGAGAGAGCACGAUGACUGGAAAGAUGAUCAUAGACGUGGAUGGGGAAAUAGGAAAAAUAUGUUGUGAGGUUGUGAAAAAUCUGUUCACGUUGACAACGAAUGUUCACUCAGGCAAUCAUGUGAACGUUUUGGUAUCUGUCUGACAGUACUGGACAAGGAAAAGAGGAGUUGAGAGAAUGACUGUGUUGGAGCUUCUGAGUUGUCUCCCCUAGUAGAUUGCUUACAGGACAAGUGACAACUUGCUACAUUGGAACCGAUUCUGAAAAGUGAAAGAGUGAAUAUAGCAGUGGACUUGUAGAAAUGUCACUGAUAAAAUUCACAGGACAAUUCCGAAAUGUGUGUACUGGAUUACAUGAGGUGCUGGUGAUAUAUUCUGCAGAAGUUAUGCUCAAGAAAAUCAAAAAUUGAUUAUAGAUUCAUGAACUGUCCAUGUUCAUCUGGCCUGCUCAAUAAACAGUUUUGAGUAA
Messenger RNA from Haliotis rubra (blacklip abalone), 1562 nucleotides. RefSeq names its product immunoglobulin-binding protein 1-like. The record is from RefSeq and is a predicted model, not a curated record. Bases 89 to 1162 code for a protein of 357 amino acids. Lineage: Eukaryota; Metazoa; Mollusca; Gastropoda; Lepetellida; Haliotidae. Gene Ontology annotation, biological process: regulation of signal transduction; regulation of dephosphorylation. The transcript has 10 exons. Gene Ontology annotation, molecular function: protein phosphatase 2A binding. Gene Ontology annotation, cellular component: cytosol.